CCAAUUUCUAAGAAGCAUUGUUAUCGUUGUUGAUUCUUUUUACCUAGAUUAUAUUCACCUGAAAGAUGGAUGACAGCCACAAUUUCGGUGUUAGCCCUUCAAUCUUCCAGCAAUUUACUUGCCCUGAUCAUCGAGAAAUGUACCCACAGACACUGACUCUGGUUUCUGAUGUUCCUGAUGCUCCAAAGGCGGAAGCUUUUCCAAGUGUUGUCAAGUAUUACCAGAAACCCAGGAAGAAAAGAACGAAAUUGGUCAGAGUUGAGGACUUUGGGGUGAAUUCUAAUAAGCCCAAAUGUGCUGCCAGAAAGCCAAACCCUGAUGCCGCCAAAAUCACAGAUCCUUGUUCUGAGUGUGGGAGGAGAUUUCCGUCACAGAAGGCUCUUUUUGGGCAUAUGAGAUGCCACCCUGAACGACAAUGGCGGGGGAUUAAUCCUCCCCUGAAUUUCAGGCCGAAUCAUAAUACUAAUAAUAACCAGGCUUCCUCUUCAGGAACCAAGAAGAAGUUCUUCUCCCACAUUGGGUCCGAGGAUGAUGAUCGCGAGGUUGCCACAAGUUUAUUGAUUUUGGCUAAUGGUCCCAGUGCCUCGGAAUCACCAACUGUUGCCGGAAGUCAAGGAACUCUGGAGACAAACAAUGUCAACGUUGUUGCCGGAAGUGAUGUUGCUGAUGCUGAUGUUGUUGCUGGGCCUUCUUCCAGGAAGGAGGCGGCUUAUGUGUUGGAUUUGAACUUGCCUGCACCAGCUGAAGAUGAUGCUUCUUCCUCCUAUCCUUCAGAAGCUGCAUUGGAAUUGCGAUUGGGACGUUGA
Molecule: messenger RNA, 806 nt
Organism: Oldenlandia corymbosa var. corymbosa
Lineage: Eukaryota; Viridiplantae; Streptophyta; Magnoliopsida; Gentianales; Rubiaceae
Source: the annotation of a GenBank genome assembly